AGUCGCACGUUCAUUGUGACUCGUCAACAUUUUUAUUUAAAUAACGUUAUUCAAUUAUUAUUUUUUUAUUAAUAGUGCCAGUGACAAACGAGCUGAAAAGACUUUUUUAAUCCAUAACGGAUUUCAACUGGCUGGUUCAAUAUACAGGAUGGCUAAAAUCCUACUGGGCUUGUUUGUCAUCGUUGUGACGUACAUAUGUUGGUCAGCAUUAAGCAGCGGGUCUUCACAACCUCCCAAACUAGAUCCUGAAGAAUGGUGGGGACCAAAGGAACUUAAGGGAAAGCAAGAUACAAGUAUAAGGCCGUUCCAAGUUAAAUUUACCGAUGAGAUGAUAAAAGAUUUAAGAAGUCGUUUGAAAAAUCAUAGACAACUCGUACCACCUUUAGAAGGAGUUGCAUUCGAAUACGGAUUUAAUAGCAAAGCUAUAGAACCAUGGUUAAAAUACUGGGCUGAGGAGUAUCCGUUCAAAGAAAGGGAGGCAUUUUUGAAUAAAUAUCCUCAUUUCAAAACGAAUAUUCAAGGUCUGGAUAUACAUUUCGUACGAGUAAAACCACAGGUACCAGCAGGAGUGGAAAUCGUGCCUUUAUUGUUAUUACACGGCUGGCCAGGUUCCGUGCGAGAGUUUUACGAAGCUAUACCUAUCUUGACGAAACAACAGCCAGGUUAUAACUUUGCCUUUGAACUUGUGGUGCCGAGUUUACCUGGUUAUGGGUUCUCAGAUGCACCAGUACGUCCUGGCGUGGCUCCAGGACAAAUAGCGGUCAUCUUCAAAAACCUGAUGAGCAGACUUGGCUUCAAGAAGUUCUACAUCCAAGGUGGUGACUGGGGAUCAGCAGUCGCAUCUGCACUAACUGUCUUAUACCCUGAAGAUAUACUAGGACAUCAUAAUAACUUCGCGAUGGCAAGGAACAAACAGGCAGCAUUCAAAACAAUCUUGGGCGCUUUCAUCCCAUCUCUGGUGGUGGAGAGUCAUCUAGCAAGUCGUUUGUAUCCUCUGUCUUCUAUGUUCGCGUAUCUUCUAGAAGAAACUGGAUACGCACAUAUACAGGCAACUAAGCCUGAUACAGUUGGCGUCAGUCUCACAGACUCUCCGUCGGGUCUUUUAGCUUAUAUUUUAGAGAAAUUCUCAACGUGGACGAAUUUAGAGAACAAAUUAAAGCCAGACGGUGGUUUAGAGUUGAGGUUCACGAAGGAGCAACUUAUUGACAAUCUUAUGAUAUAUUGGACGACUAAUUGUAUCACAACAUCAAUGAGAUUGUAUGCAGAAGAAACGAGCAACAAGAACAGACAACUGAGCUUAGAUUCGCAUACUACGACAGUACCAACCUGGGCCUUCCAGACGAAGAGCGAAAUGAUAUACCAACCUCCAAGUAUAUUGAAGACGAAGUAUCUUAACUUUUUAGGUGCAACAGUAUUAGAAGAUGGCGGCCAUUUCCUUGCUUUAGAAUUACCUCAGAUCUAUGCUAAUGAUGUUUUCAAAGCUGUAAAUAUAUUUAAGAAUUGGCAUAAGGAAAUUAAAAAUACAGAAUUGUAAUUGUUUAAGAAAUAU
Messenger RNA from Papilio xuthus (Asian swallowtail), 1549 nucleotides. Its product is annotated as juvenile hormone epoxide hydrolase-like. The record is from RefSeq and is a predicted model, not a curated record. Gene Ontology annotation, molecular function: epoxide hydrolase activity. The transcript is spliced from 8 exons. Gene Ontology annotation, biological process: epoxide metabolic process. Bases 149 to 1534 code for a protein of 461 amino acids. NCBI's taxonomy places the organism in Eukaryota, Metazoa, Arthropoda, Insecta, Lepidoptera, Papilionidae.